This is a messenger RNA of Cucumis melo (muskmelon), 3209 nucleotides long. Its product is annotated as potassium transporter 8-like. Gene Ontology annotation, biological process: potassium ion transmembrane transport. The record is from RefSeq and is a predicted model, not a curated record. The transcript is spliced from 8 exons. Lineage: Eukaryota; Viridiplantae; Streptophyta; Magnoliopsida; Cucurbitales; Cucurbitaceae. Gene Ontology annotation, molecular function: potassium ion transmembrane transporter activity. Bases 707 to 3025 code for a protein of 772 amino acids. Gene Ontology annotation, cellular component: membrane.
CAUGAAAUCCAACAAAAAUAAAAUUAUUUAAUAUUUUUUUUUAAAAAAAGAGCUUUUGGUUUUGAUUUUGAUCCAUGAAGAAGAAGAAACACCACCAGGAUUUAAACGUUUGUUUGGUUUCUGUUUUACUUUUCUUUUCCCCUUAAAAGCAGCCUCUUCAAACUCAACAGUGCGAUGAAUUUUCAUUAAUGGGGUCAGUUUUUUUCUUUUUUUUUUAGUGGGUUCAAACUUUUUUCAAUCGUGCUUGCUGAGCUGAGCACUACGACCACUCAAUUCCUCUUUUUAAUUGUUCUUCAACAGUUUUCACUCAAAACCAGAAUCCUAUGAACCAACCCAAAAUAUCAAAAUAUCAAAAUAUCAAAGUAUCCCUCUUCAUUUUUAAGCUUCUCUGUUCUUCCUUCUUCGAUUUUGAUUCCCUUUUCUGUUUGUUUUGGCAAUUCAAGCUUCUGACUCUUCCCUUUGAAGCUCCCCUCUUAUUCUUUCUCUCUCUCUAGUGCUGUUAGUUGUUCAUCAUUUUUCUGCUGUUUCUUCUUGAUUUGUCCUUACCCCUUCUGCAUUGGUGGGUCCGCCAUUGAACACACGUUACUUGUUUGGUUUUAUUUUGAAUUUGGCGAUACUGGUAAGGGCGUUUAACCAUCUGGGUCGUCUUUAUUUCGCUUUAAUUUUAAUGGGUAACGAGUGUUUUGAAGUUCUGAGAUAGCCAUUGAUGGAUCUGGAGAGUGCUAUUGGGGGCCACCCAAUCAAGAAAGAUUCAUGGAGAGCUGUUUUAACUUUAGCUUAUCAGAGCUUGGGGGUUGUUUAUGGAGAUUUGAGCACUUCCCCUUUGUAUGUUUACAAAAGUACUUUUGCUGAGGAUAUUCAACACUCUGAAACCAACGAAGAGAUUUAUGGAGUUCUUUCUUUUGUCUUCUGGACUCUCACGCUCAUUCCUUUGAUUAAGUAUGUAUUUAUUGUGCUUCGAGCUGAUGAUAAUGGCGAAGGGGGAACUUUCGCUUUAUACUCAUUGCUCUGUCGCCAUGCUCGAGUUAGCUCCUUGCCCAAUUGCCAACUUGCAGAUGAGGACCUUUCGGAAUAUACAAAAGAUGGGGUGGAUUUAACCAACAAGAAGACUUGUGGGUCGAGAUUGAAAUCGACAUUAGAGAAGCACAGAGUGCUCCAGAGGGUUUUGCUUGUUCUAGCUUUGAUUGGGGCUUGCAUGGUGAUUGGAGAUGGAGUUCUUACACCUUCAAUUUCUGUUUUCUCUGCUGUUUCUGGGUUGGAACUUUCCAUGGCUAAACCACACCAUCGCUAUGUUGAAGUCCCGGUUGCUUGUGCCAUAUUGGUUAUCCUGUUUGCAAUUCAACAUUAUGGAACCCAUCGAGUUGGGUUUCUAUUUGCACCAGUUGUGAUUACAUGGCUUCUGUGUAUCAGUGCCAUAGGGCUGUACAAUAUCUUCUACUGGAAUCCGCAUGUUUACCGAGCACUCUCCCCAUAUUAUAUGUACAAAUUUCUGAAGAAGACCCAAAGGGGAGGUUGGAUGUCCCUCGGCGGAAUCCUGCUAUGUAUGACAGGUUCAGAAGCAAUGUUUGCUGAUCUCGGGCACUUCUCACAGCUAUCCAUUAAGAUUGCUUUCUCUUUCGUGGUUUAUCCAUCUUUGGUCCUGGCAUACAUGGGACAAGCUGCUUAUCUCUCUCAACAUCACGGCGAGGAAAGUAACUACCGAAUUGGAUUUUAUGCGUCUGUUCCUGAGAAGUUAAGAUUGCCUGUUCUUGUGAUCGCCAUUUUAGCCGCAGUGGUAGGAAGUCAAGCUGUCAUUACUGGGACUUUUUCGAUAAUAAAACAGUGCUCCUCAUUGGGUUGCUUCCCGAGGGUCAAAAUUGUUCAUACCUCCUCGAAAAUCCAUGGUCAGAUUUAUAUACCGGAGAUCAAUUGGACGUUGAUGCUCUUAUGCUUGGCUAUUACCAUUGGCUUUCGAGACACAAAACGCAUGGGCAAUGCAUCAGGCUUAGCAGUGAUAACUGUUAUGCUGGUGACUACCUGCUUAAUGUCUGUAGUCAUCAUCUUGUGCUGGCAUAAAAGCUUUGUCUAUGCCAUUGCCUUCAUACUCAUUUUCGGGUCCAUCGAAUCACUCUACUUUUCAGCAUCUCUCAUCAAGUUUCGAGAAGGGGCCUGGGUUCCGAUCGCCCUCUCACUCAUCUUCCUAAUAGUCAUGUAUGUAUGGCAUUACGGAACAUGCAAAAAAUACGAGUUUGAUGUUCAAAACAAAGUGUCCAUCAACUGGCUCCUAGGCCUAGGUCCCAGUUUAGGCAUUGUGAGAGUACGUGGGAUUGGCCUCAUAUACACCGAACUCGUCGCAGGAAUCCCCGCUAUCUUCUCCCACUUCGUAACAAACCUCCCCGCCUUCCACCAAGUCCUAGUCUUCCUCUGCAUCAAAUCCGUCCCAGUCCCACACGUGAGACCUGGAGAAAGGUUCCUAGUAGGCAGAGUUGGGCCAAAAGAGUACCGUCUCUACCGAUGCAUAGCACGAUACGGCUACCGUGACAUCCACAAGGACGACUUGGAGUUUGAGAAGGACUUGGUAUGCAGCAUUGCAGAGUUCAUCCGUUCCGAGAAAUCAGAAACCAGUGUAAAGCUAGAAGAUGCAGAAGAAAGUGAGAGAAUGACAGUAGUAGGGACAUCUUCAACAAAUGUAGAUGGAGUGAGAAUGUGUGAAGAUGAAGGAGAAACAGCAGAAACAUCAGAGGUAAGAGAGAUAAAAUCACCAAAAAAACUGAGGAAAAGAGUGAGAUUUCUUGUACCAGAGAGCCCACAAAUGGAAAUGGAAGCAAGAAGAGAGCUUCAAGAGCUAAUGGAAGCUAGAGAAGCAGGAAUGGCUUUCAUAAUGGGACAUUCAUAUGUGAAAGCAAAGAGGGGAUCAGGUUGGGUGAAGACAGCGGUGAUAAAUUAUGGGUAUGAUUUUUUGAGAAGAAACUCAAGAGGGCCAAGUUAUGCUUGGAGUGUGCCUCAUGCAUCUACUUUAGAGGUGGGAAUGGUCUACCAAGUUUGAAUUUUGUUUUACUUUUAACUUUGUGCAUUCUCUGGUCUCUCAUUGUAUAUAAUAAAAGCAUUUUUGUCCAAGCUUUCAUCUUUCUUCUUUAGGUUACUUUGGAUCUCACUUCUUGUAAUUCUAUAACUAAAGCUUAAAACUUGCCCCCCAAAUAAAUGGAAAUAAAAUGGGCACCUUUUUUUUC